Messenger RNA from Rhincodon typus (whale shark), 3350 nucleotides. RefSeq names its product zinc finger protein 239-like. The coding region runs from base 500 to 1648 and encodes 382 amino acids. Gene Ontology annotation, molecular function: RNA polymerase II transcription regulatory region sequence-specific DNA binding; DNA-binding transcription factor activity, RNA polymerase II-specific. The transcript is spliced from 2 exons. Gene Ontology annotation, cellular component: nucleus. The record is from RefSeq and is a predicted model, not a curated record. Gene Ontology annotation, biological process: regulation of transcription by RNA polymerase II. NCBI's taxonomy places the organism in Eukaryota, Metazoa, Chordata, Chondrichthyes, Orectolobiformes, Rhincodontidae.
CGGUGAUUUCGGGCCCGGGCGGAGGGAGCGAUGCAGCCGGUGGCCGAACGGGGCGGCUCCCUCCGGGAACAGGGUGUGUGAUCGCAAAGGGUAUUCAGAAGGUCGUGUUUACAUCCAGAAGCUGAAACAAGUCAUCAUAUCAAAAUCUGAUAGAGUCAUUCAGUUCAUUAGGAUCUGAAUAUCAUCAGCCUCUGAACGUGGAGGGAGAAAUGCUCACCUGUAAGAAAAUAUUUUACACACAAUCGUGACUGCAAAAGCACCAAGGCGCACAGACUUGAGUGACCACAUUCCAGUGAACAGACUGGAAAAAGCAUAAGCGAGUGACACAAUUAAGGGAGUGUAUUCCACUGCACUGACUGUGGAAAGAGCAUUAACCGGUUACUCAGCCUGAAAAAUAAUUACACCUUCCACAACGGGGAGAGACCAUUCAUGCAUUCUGUCUGUGGACAUCAGUUUCCAUCAAUCAUUGAACCUGGAAAGAUACAAGGACACUGACACCAUGGAGAAACCAUGGAAAUGUAGGGAAUGUGGGAAGGGAUUCAGUUACCCAUCAGGGUUGGAAACUCAUCAACGCAGUCAUACUGGGGAGAGGCCAUUCAGCUGCUUUGUGUGUGGGAAGGGAUUCACUCAGUCAUCCAGUCUCUACACACAUCAGCAUGUUCACACAGGAGAGAAGCCAUUCACCUGCUCCGUGUGUGGGCAGGGAUUUAAUGCUUUAUCAACCCUCCGGACCCACCAGCAGGUUCACUCUGAUGAGAGACCAUUUAAAUGUUCUGACUGUGAGAAGAGUUUUAAAAGCAGAAAGGAUAUAUUGAUACACCAACGCAGUCACACUGGGGAGAGACCAUUCACCUGCAAAGUGUGUGGGAAAGGAUUCACUCAGUCAUCCCACCUCCUGACACACCAACUUGUUCACACUGAUGAGAGACCUUUUAAAUGUUCUGACUGUGAGAAGAGCUUUAAAAGUAAAAAGGAUUUACUAAAUCACCAACGCACUCUGACUGGUGAGAAACCAUUCAUCUGCUCUGUGUGUGGGAAGGGAUUCACUAGUUCAUCCUACCUUCUGACACAUCAAUUUGUUCACACUGAUGAGAGACCUUUUGGAUGUCCUGACUGUGAGAAGAAAUUUAAAUGCAGAAAGCACCUUCUUAAACACCAAUACACUCACAGUGGAGAGAGGCCAUUCUCCUGCUCUGUCUGUGGGAAAGGAUUCACUCGAUUAUGCCACCUGCUGAGACACCAUCGCGUUCACACUGGGGAGAGGCCAUUCUCCUGUGCUGCCUGCAAACAGGAAUUUGUUGAUUCAUCUGACCUUCUGAUCCACCAGCGAGUUCACAGCGGGGAGAGACCAUACACUUGCUCCCUGUGUGGCAAGAGAUUCACUCAAUCAUCUCACCUCACGACACACCAACUUGUUCACACUGAUGAGAGACCUUUCCAAUGUUCUGACUGCGAGAAGAGGUUUAAAAGUAAACAGAGUCUGCUGAAACACCAACAAAUUCACUCUGGGGAGGGACCGUUCAUCUGCAAAGUGUGUGGGAAAGGAUUCACUCAGUCACACAACCUCCUGAGACACCAGCAACUUCACCUGAGACACCAGCAAUUGGAUUCUGCUGUUACUGCUUUUGUUAACUGCAUCCAGGACUGAACCUUGCUGGUUGCCCAUUUCCAGUGGGGUUCUACAGUUGUGUGGUAUACAUCAAGGUCGAGGUCAUGAUGAAAAAAACUGUAGAUAUGACAGAAGUUGGUUGUGUGGUGGCUGAUGAGGAAUAUACUGCAGACUGCAUGACGUCAAUGGACUACUCAAACAGGCAGAAACAAGGCCAAUGGAAUUCAUUCUGCAGAUAAUGAACCUGGGAAGACAGGGCCAACAGGGCAAAGAAAAUGCACAAUAAUUGGUCGGAUACUGUGAAGUGUCGAGGAACAGCGAGACCUAGGAGUGACAUCCACAGAUUCCCCAAAGGUGGCUGGACAGGCAGAAGGGAGGUCGGUGAGGUAUUUGGUCGAGCUUAGUGUAUAUAAGAGCAUGGAGAUAAUGUUGGAACUUUAGAAAACACUAGUUAGAGCAUAGCUGGAGUACUGAGGGGAGUUCUUGUUGUCACAUUAAUCAAUUAGAAAUUCAGACUUGAUUAAUUAUCUUAAAACCGAAGUCAAUUUAUUCAUAUAAUUACAGUCAGUGUUAAAUGCAUCGAGUAUAGCUGAUAAAGCUAACCUACAAGCGAUUGUAACAGUGAACAUACCUGAAUUUUUUUCAGCAAUUUAAAAUCUGCAGUGUUUCAAAAAUAAUAAUAAAGGAAAACAUUUUGGUUAACUUCCUUUUAAAGGUGAUUUUAGUAUAAUAGAAGAAGUUGAUUGAAGAGUAGCUGAAGAAUUUUUAUUUAAACCUGAAAUUUAUUUUCAUUUAGUUCAUAAGUAAACACAAGGCAGGGUAUCCCAGACCCACGGAGUACACAUCCAGUUCCAUUUGGGAAAACCAGGAUAAUGAGAAUGACAGCACAGAAACAGACCGUUUGGCCUCACUCACUCAUGCUGACCAGCUUUACUAAACUGAACUGGUCCCAUUUGCCUGUGUUUGGCUCAUAUCCUUCUAUAACUUUCGUAUCCACAUACUUGUCCAAAUGUCUUUUUAAAUAUUGUAAUUGUAUCUGCCUCUACCACUACCUCUGACACCUCAUUCCAUAUACACGCCACCCUCUGUUUGUGAUUGACAAGAACACAGACUUGACCCAUAGCUAAAGCACUGCACUCAGUCCCCAUAUUCCAGGAUAGAUGUUAUUACACCAGAGAUGAUACAGAGGAGAUUGAUGAGGAUGUUUCCAGGAUUGGAGAAUUUCAGCUUGGAGGAAAGUUUGGAUGGGCUAGGGUUGUUUUCUGUGGAACAGAGGACACCAAGGUGAGAUUUAAUUGAAAUGAUAAGAUAAUGAGGAGCCCAGAGACUGGAUAGGAAGGAACUGUUCAUUUAGAGGGAGGUUAGUAACUGGCAGUUUUAGAUUUAAGGUAAUUCACAGAAAGAGGGGGAGGUGAGAAAUAAUUUCAUCCAGAGAUGGUGGGGAGCUGGAACUCACUGUCUGAUGGGUGGUCAAGGCAGAACCCUUAGUCAUAUUUUAAAAGAAAUGGAUAUACUUGAAAUGUGAAACAUACAGGGCUAUGGACUGAUAUCAGCAGAAUGGGAUUAGCCUGGUUAAUUCUAUUUCAGCCAACUGAAACACGAUGGGCCAAGUGGCCUUGAUCUGUGCUAUAAUUUUCUGAUGUUUUUAUUCUGACCGUUGGAAUUUCUUUCUGAUGUUAAUAACCUCUUAAAUUGGACUGGAGUUGAAUAUUCUGGAGAAGUGUCAAAUAAAUCCGCUUUG